Cyphellophora attinorum is the source of this 1089-nucleotide messenger RNA. RefSeq lists its product as uncharacterized. The record is from RefSeq and is a predicted model, not a curated record. Lineage: Eukaryota; Fungi; Ascomycota; Eurotiomycetes; Chaetothyriales; Cyphellophoraceae. Bases 1 to 1089 code for a protein of 362 amino acids. The transcript has a single exon.
AUGCCUUCUCUCCGGGGUGCGCUGUUGGCCACGACCACUCUCUUAUCACUGUGCCGAGCUAUGAUUUUACCCAACGAGCUUCGUUCAUUAGAAGAUUUACAAGAUCUACAUAAACGUUGCAAUAACCCUUGUGGAAGUGGCGGCUGGCUAUGCUGUCCCGACGACACUACUUGUUAUACCGACUCUGAAGACAAGGCACAAUGCGCUUCGGGCGGAUAUAUUACUUCGACCUACGUUUUGACCAAUCUUCAGACCGUCACCACGACAAUCGCAAUAGGUGCAGCACAGACAGGAUCAAGCUGCAAGUGGUCAAUAGGCGAGACUUCGUGCGGCAGCACGUGCUGCAACUCACAAGAGUUCUGCGCGUCACAAGAGAACAGCAUUUGCCAGGACAAUGGUGCCGGGAGCUCCGGAUACUACAGCAGCUUGCGCACUGUUACGACAAUUAUCACCAAUACUGCGGCAGUCGGUACUGCAAGUCAGCCUUUUCUGCCCACCAGCAACACAGUCGUCACUGUGACUGCUACAGGUACAGCGGGAGAACUUACGACCACGCGGGGGUUUAUCGCACCAACCAGCACGAUCAUCUCUGAGUCGAGUGGCGGUGGUGGCGGCGGUCUGAGUGGUGGCGCCAUUGCUGGUAUUGUCAUUGGUGUCCUUGCUGCUAUCAUCAUCCUGAUCUUGAUCUGUCUGUGCUGCUGCGCCAAAGGCAUAUUGGACACCAUUCUCGGUAUUUUUGGAUUGGGGGAUCGGAAAAGACGACGAACAGAAGAGGUUGAGGUCUAUGAGAGCCGACAUCACCAUGGUAGCCGACGAGGCAGAUCGGCGUCGGCUGCUGGCCGACGAACAUGGUUCGGCACCAAGCCCAGGCGGAGUACCUCGGUCGUGGAAGAGAAGAAGAGUAGCGGAUGGGGACGAGCAGUAGGUGUGACAGCUGGACUUGCUGGUCUUGCCGCCUUCUUGGGAUUGAAGCGAAGGAGGGACAGGAAGGACCACAAGAGUGAGGUUAGCUAUGGCAGCUCUUACUACUCCGACUACACAAGCAGUGAGUUCACUCCCAACAUAAUCACUAAAUUCAAUACUGACUGA